AAGGACUGAUCCUGAGCGGUGAGUCAGAAGCAUGAAGGUGGAGGGCGGCGGAGUGGCCACUAGCAGCGCAGUCCUCCAUAAGAUCAAGGUCAAGGAGGAAGCCAAGGAAUGCUGCUCGAGCGUGCUCCAGCAACCGGCCCCAUCGCUGUCCGCGGGACCUUCUUCCUCGCCACCGAGGGUGACCACGGGGCUGGCCAUCGGCGCCAUUGCCACCAUCACAAUCGGCAGCGGCUGCGGGGAGAUCGCCGCGGCCGUUGCCAAGCAGAGCGCCGAGCCCUUCCCUGUCGACCUCGAUCUUAAGAGCAGGCCGGCCAAGGCCCAGGGCGCUGCCCGAGAUCCAAGCGGCCCCGACAGUCGUUGCUCCUCCUCACCAUCUCCAUCUUCGUCGCCGGGACCCCAGCAGCAGAUCCGUAUCCAGCAUAGCCAAUCGCAGCAACAGCAGCAGCAACCGACUCGUGUAGCCUCGAGCUCCUCAUCCGGGCGCUCGGGGGACAGUGACGACCAGGCGCCGCUCCAAUCGGUCAAGAGCGAACGCGAGGCCACGGAGGAACGUCCACGCGACAAGACGGGCACCGGAGGUGGCCGCCGCCUCGCCGGGAUCCUCGCCACCCACACGAGGCUCAAGCGGCUCCUCGGAACCCUCGUGCAUUUCGCCAUGGACAUAUCAUCGGACACCGGGGAGGCGGUGCGCGCUCUUGUCCUUGGCCUCCUGAGCGGAUCCAUGUCCGCUGAGGAAUUUCACUCGGCUCUACAAGAGGCAACGAAUUUCCCUCUCCGUGGAUUUGUCCUACCGUACCUGAAGCACACUUUACCACCCUUGCAACGAGACCUGAGUGCAGCUGCUAGAGCUGAUAAUCAAAGACGAAAUUGACCCUUCUACGAAUUCAAUGAUGUGCAAAUCGAAAUUUCACAAAGCACGAAAAUAAAGAAGAUCCGAAUUGUUUGAUGGGAAUGAAAUUUUGCAUUAAGUAAAGCAUUGACAAGAGUGGCUAUGUAAUUGAAACA
Messenger RNA from Ceratosolen solmsi marchali, 1005 nucleotides. Its product is annotated as protein CBFA2T3-like. NCBI's taxonomy places the organism in Eukaryota, Metazoa, Arthropoda, Insecta, Hymenoptera, Agaonidae. The transcript is spliced from 4 exons. Gene Ontology annotation, molecular function: transcription corepressor activity. Gene Ontology annotation, cellular component: nucleus. Gene Ontology annotation, biological process: negative regulation of DNA-templated transcription; DNA-templated transcription. The record is from RefSeq and is a predicted model, not a curated record. The coding region runs from base 32 to 871 and encodes 279 amino acids.